UGUUGGGGGUGGGUUUAGGGCCGGUCAUGUUGGUGCUGCCGCCCGCCCGGUUGUUCCGCGAUGUUCCGCCUGCUGCGCCUGGGCCCGCAUUGCCCGCCCGCAUUGCCCCGCAGCGCUGUGUCCCGCAGCGCUCUGCCCGCCGCCGCCUUCCAUGCCCCGGGCAACCAGCAGCGCUCCGGUCGCCCUCUCCUCGUACCGCCGCACCCGUGCUGGGUAACGCUGCGAGCCGCCGCCGGCAGCACUGCUAAGGAUGCAGGAUCCCCUGGAAAGGCAGCCACGGAUCUCAGUGGUGAAAACAAGAAACUCAACAAAUCUCAGCAGCUGAAACAAGUCUUCAAGCAAUAUGGUGCUGUAGGAGUGUCAUUCCAUGUUGGAAUUUCAUUAAUAUCCCUAGGAAUCUUCUACGUGGCUGUGUCAAGCGGUGUGGAUAUGACUCCAGUUCUCAUCAAACUUGGUUUCAGUGAAUCAUCAUUGCAAUCUAAAAUGGCUGCUGGUACAAGCACGUUCGUGUUGGCAUAUGCCAUUCACAAGCUGUUUGCACCGGUACGAAUCAGCAUCACUGUGGUUUCUGUGCCAUUUGUUGUCCGAUACUGCCGGAAGAUUGGUUUCUUCAAACCUCCUGCUCCAAAGCCAUGAUAAUUCCUUAUUAUUAUUAUUUAAAUGUUUAAUAUUCUUGUUGUUCUUCAGUUCCUUUGAAUUCAUGCUAAUGACCUUCUCUUGCAUUUCUCUGGCUUGUUCAUUCAGGUGAAUGUGAAAAGUGCUGUCCUCAUCUUCUUUCCCUUUAUAAAAAGCUCUUGAAGUAGUCUGGUUUGCACUGCAAGUGCUAAUAUAAAUGCCUGACAAUGUGCAGUCUCUUGCAAAAACCAGACGUAGAAUCCUGGAUUUAUUUUCUAGAUUUUUGGAUCAUUUAUGUUUUUCAUGCCAAAAUGCAGUUGCAGUUUCUUACUGUGCAGUUUGGAAAUAGAGUAAGAUUCCUAAUAGUAGAAUACUAGUUCUUCCAUGGACCGUGUAAAUAGUUCUAUUGGUAAGUAGGUGUACAGGGAUCUAAGGUGCUAUGCGAGUGUUUAUUUUAUUGCAGAAGGCGUAUGUUAUGAUCCCAGUCCUGCAAUCCAACACACAUUCCAAACUAAAUGUAGCGAGAGUACCUAUGUGCUUAAUUACUGCACAGAGAUCAUUGUUUUAGCUAGAAGAAGCAACACACCUCUGAAAUCAUGGCUCCUUGGUGGUGCUUCCAUAUCGCAAGAUUUUGUUGUUUGAAACUAUGCUUUUCUGACCUUUCUAAGGUCUUUUUUUCUUUUGCGUUUUAAAUCCUACAGACUCAUAAUGAGUCUAGUGAAAUCACUGUAACCAGAAUUACCUCCUAUUGAAUGUAUUCCAAAGAUAAAGUGAAGCAAAGUAUUGGUGGUGUUGAGACCUGGCUUUGUUAUUGGGCACAUCUUGUUGGUCUCUUUUGGGGUUUUCUUUUUAAGCUGGCUGUUAACUAUGGGGGUGUUCUGCUCCUGUGGGUGAAUCUCUGAUCCUCACCAGAAGCCCAGAUGUUGCAAUUCACAACUUCUCAAAAGCAAUUCUCCUGCCUUUGUCUGAUAGACUGUGGACUGUACCAACUCAUGGUGUAAUUCAGUUCCUUAUUUGGGCAGUGUUCUUACUGAACUGUGUCGUCAUGUAACCACUUUUCCGUUAACCUAAAAAUUGGAUCUCAAAUCUGUGUAUUCAGCUUAAUGUUGUAUGCUAAACGUGGGUUUCAGACUUCAGACUGUGCUUCUGUGAGGUGACUGAAGCCACAUCUGAGUCUGUUCUCCCUUCCUCAUCUGUUCUUUUGACAUUGUCUGCCUCUGUACUUGUGCUUAUCAUUUAUACCAUGGUGGCUCUGACACAGGUCUGUGUAUACAGGAAUCUGAACUAAAAUGGCAGAGAGCUACUCUGAUCAUUGAAGUAUUCUUUUGCUAAGCUGUCUUUUUGAAAAGAAAUACUGCUUGAGGGAAGGAGGAAUGAGGCAGGUCUUUGUCACGAGCAAGUUAUUAAUGCUCAGACAUUAAAUUGCAUCCUUAGUUCAUCAGUGUGAAUAUUAUAUUUGUUACUGGGAUGGAAGUUUAUUGCUGGCUAAUUCAACAGCUAAAAAGCUGCAGGGACUACAUAGCAAACAGGGGGAUGCUGUGUAGUAACAACAUGCAGCCACCACCUCUAGUUUUCUGAUCUACAGCCUGAGGCUGGAUGGAAAUAAUUCAUGCUUUGCACCUCUUUGAAAUUUCAAGUCUGACUUUGGCAUGUCUUGCUUCAUUUUCCAAGAAACAUGUUCAUUUCUAUGAGUUCUCUCACUGUUCAGGUUAUUGUUCUGUCAUCUAAGGGUAACUAAAGGAUUCCAUCGUAAUCAAAUAAUGACAGCCGUGCUUUAUUUGAUCAGUGAUUUCUAACAAGUAGAUCAUGUCCUGAAGCUGAUAAAACUUUUUCUUUCCUGUUCCUAGACUGUUUCUAUAAAACAAGACUCAUUUAAAGCAAACGUACCUGGAAGUUAUUAAGAGGUACAAGCACUAUAGGUUUUGUUGUGGUAGUAGGAAAACACUUCAUUUAAACUGUGACCUGUAAGGUAAAGAUGGUUGUAUAAACUACUGGCACUUUUAGAUGAGUUUUUGCUAAAUAUUUUACAGUGAUUUGAGAAUAUAUUUUGAAAUGUAGAAUCCUUGCUUGUAAAGGAACUUUUUAAAAUAGUUUGUAAAGUAGUAAGAGACCUCCCAUGGCUCCUGAUAAUGACAAAAUAAAUUGCUUUCUCAGA
Coturnix japonica (Japanese quail) is the source of this 2770-nucleotide messenger RNA. It is a transcript of the gene MIMS2, whose product is annotated as mitochondrial inner membrane scaffold 2. The record is from RefSeq and is a predicted model, not a curated record. NCBI's taxonomy places the organism in Eukaryota, Metazoa, Chordata, Aves, Galliformes, Phasianidae. Gene Ontology annotation, cellular component: mitochondrion.